Aphanomyces astaci is the source of this 1707-nucleotide messenger RNA. RefSeq lists its product as hypothetical. The transcript is spliced from 8 exons. The record is from RefSeq and is a predicted model, not a curated record. Gene Ontology annotation, molecular function: poly(A)-specific ribonuclease activity; protein binding. Bases 1 to 1707 code for a protein of 568 amino acids. Gene Ontology annotation, biological process: nuclear-transcribed mRNA poly(A) tail shortening. Gene Ontology annotation, cellular component: CCR4-NOT complex; cytoplasm; nucleus. NCBI's taxonomy places the organism in Eukaryota, Oomycota, Saprolegniomycetes, Saprolegniales, Verrucalvaceae.
AUGGAUUCGAUUACGGCUCAGUAUGGCGGUCGUCUCAUGGUUCCUGCGACCUCUGUCGAGCAUGAAGGAAGGGAGUGCGUUUCCGUGCUCACAUACAACGUGAUGCGCCAGAUGCACGCCACGCCCGACUACAAGCCGUACUGCGACCCUGCCGUCCUCACCGCGACCAAGCGCAAGGAGCAGAUCUUCCAGGAACUCUUGAGUUACAACGCCGACGUUCUGUGCCUCCAAGAAGUCGACGACUUUACGCUGUGGUGGGUCCCGCGGCUGAAUGAGGCUGGCUACGACAGCGUGUACCAUCAACGCACCGGCCAUUUUGACGACGGGCUUGUCAUUGCGUUCCGCCGCAUGUACUUUCAGAUCUUCCACACGUUGCGACUCGACCUCAAUGACCUUUGCAACGACCCGAGCGUCACCGCCAACUUCGCCGCCAAGCUCCAGCAAGACAACGUGGCGUUGGUUGUUGCGCUGCAGCCGUGGGAGCAGUGUCAGUUUCCCAGCGCCCUCUGUGUGGCCAACGUCCAACUGGCCAGCCAUCCCGACCUCGACCUCGUCCGGCAACACCAACUGGCCUACUUAUGUCCUCAAAUCGAAGCGUUCAAUGCCGAUUUCCACCUGCCCAUCGUCGUCGCUGGCUCGUUCAACGCCACUCCUAUGAGCCAUGUGUAUCAUACCAUGCGCACAGGGAGGCCACGACCCGCGCCAGAGCCGCCCGCCCGGAUGAGCCCCCCGAAGGCGUCGGAUCCGAGCACCAGCACUAUUACCCUGUCUUGGGAUGUUGCGGUCUCCUCUCAUGGACCAAUUCUUGGCUACCGUUUCGUUCGCCGAGUGAACGGCAGCACCACCGUCGGCUUCACGCACGAGAUCGAGCUAGAUGACCCAGCCCAAGUCGAGUUCAAAGUCACAAUGUUAAGCGCUGGCAACACGUACGAGUUUCGUAUUGCCGCGAGGAAUGCCGCGGGAUGGAGCGAGUACAGUCUCCCGUCGCAGCCACUGCAAACCGUCCAGUCACAACGGACAAGACAAGAUCUAUUGAAACCACCACUGGUGCUGCUUCCCCUACUUGGAAUGCCUCCAAUAGCCAUUUCCCCCUUCAAGGUGUCAUACAACUCUGGGAAGACGCCUCGGUUCACGGACGGCCAGAUCCGGACGGACAUCUGUCCACGCCCUAGCCACUUGAUUCCGUUCCCAAAGGGGGACCCCUACGAUUCGGUGCAUGUACGGGGCGACCGGGAGGCCAAACUGGUGCACUUUGAAGUAUUUGACAGCGCCUACGCUCAGUACUACAACGGCGGCGAGCCGGACUUUACCUACUCUGACCACGUCUUCACGGGCACGGUGGACUACAUUUUUUACUCGAAAAAGGAAUUGGCCGCCGUGGCACUGCUGUCGCUGCCUCCACUGGAAUCCCUGGUUGGCGAAGACGCGAGGGAGCCAGUGAGCGUGCCGGAUGCUGACUAUGCAAGCUACGCACCGGAGCGAUGGCACGGCUGCGCAGGCGAUGCCACGUCAUCGUCACCAAGACGACAAGGUGGCCAUCGAAAAGGUCCCCUUUACAUGGGCGAAUGGUCACCAGACGUGUUGCAGGUUCCGAACCCACGAAGGCAGCACCAUUGGCUUCCAAAUCAAACGUUUUCGUCGGAUCAUGUAGCUCUUAUGGCGAAGAUUGCAUUCCGCGCCGAAGAGUUGGCCGUGGCAUGGAACUAG